Messenger RNA from Olea europaea var. sylvestris, 732 nucleotides. RefSeq names its product pre-mRNA-processing protein 40C-like. Gene Ontology annotation, cellular component: nucleus. The transcript has 3 exons. Gene Ontology annotation, molecular function: transcription coregulator activity; RNA polymerase binding. The record is from RefSeq and is a predicted model, not a curated record. The coding region runs from base 292 to 717 and encodes 141 amino acids. NCBI's taxonomy places the organism in Eukaryota, Viridiplantae, Streptophyta, Magnoliopsida, Lamiales, Oleaceae.
UGUUGUAGGAAUUUGUAUGGUCUUUCUCACACGACUUAUUACUCAUUUCCAAGCUUUCCUUAUAGUGUAGAUAAACUCGUCUCAAUGUGAAUUGGAUGGGUUGCCAUUCUAGUUUCUUUGGUGAUUUUUAUGCUUGAAAUUAAUUUAGGAUUUCUGGAUAUAUCGCCUAUGUAUAUUUUUUCUAGUUCAUCAAGCAAUGUGCGAGGAUAACAAUUGACUAUUUGAUUCUGUGGUCAGAUUUUGGAUGCUUUGCCAUUCUAUUAUCCUUUGUACUUUUGAAAUUUGUAGGAGAUGCUCAAGGAACGUGGUGUGGCACCAUUCUCGAAAUGGGAUAAAGAACUUCCAAAGAUAGUGUUUGAUCCACGUUUUAAGGCUAUCCCAAGUCACAGUGCUCGAAGAGCGCUGUUUGAGCACUAUGUGCGGACUCGCGCUGAAGAGGAGCGGAAAGAAAAACGAGCUGCUCAGAGGGCUGCUGUGGAGGGUUUCAAGCAGUUAUUGGAAGAAGCAAAGGAGGAUAUUGAUUGCAACACUGAUUAUCAAACAUUUAAGAGCAAAUGGGGAAAGGAUCCACGAUUUGAGGUCUUGUCCCGGAAAGAAAGAGAGUUUUUGUUGAAUGAAAGGUAUAGUUUACUGUUGCUUUUGAUACUUAAAACAACUCGACAAUGCAGUAGUCAUGGUCAUUUAGCAAUAUAUAUACCUACAUGUGGCAUUCUGUAGGAAUGCGUGCUUGAU